Molecule: messenger RNA, 7657 nt
Organism: Archocentrus centrarchus (flier cichlid)
Lineage: Eukaryota; Metazoa; Chordata; Actinopteri; Cichliformes; Cichlidae
Gene: znf618
Product: zinc finger protein 618
Exons: 16
Coding region: 292-3156 (954 amino acids)
Source: RefSeq, a predicted model, not a curated record
UGUAUAUGGCGGACGAAAAUUUCCACAGGAGGAACCGCAACGCAAACCCCCCUGUGCAAGGCAGAAACCGAGAGCUUGCACGGACCGACCAAAGCUCGGCAAAUUCAUGACUCAUUACGCCAUUACACUUUACUAAAAUGUAACGUAGCGAAUCGCGGAGGGGGGGAAAAACGCGGAGGAAGCAGUUGUGCAGUCACCUCUGGUCGGGGAGGGAAGCUUUCUGGAGCGCCAGCCUGUUUCGCAUGAGCUGCAUCGUUUUUGGAGAAACACAGGCUCAGAGGAGGUGGAGUCAUGAGUGCAAAAGAGUCACCCAAUCCUGGAAAGGAGCAGGCAGACGGUGGGAGUGCAGCCGCAGAUGCCCCAGCGACGAAGGCUACUAGUUCACCAUCUGUCACUGUAAAGAAAGAGCCUGGGACCUCAGAGACGAGCAACGGAAAAGUUGGUGAUCCCAAUCCUGCUGAGAUCUGUGUUGUCAUUGGAGGAAAUGGGGGAGCAAGUGGCGGUGGAUCCCGUCGAGCUCAGUCCGAGGGUAUGUUUGCCCUUGGUACUCCUCCUCCAACGAAGAGCACAGACUCAUGCAUAGGUUCAUAUGUAUGUGGAGUAUGUGGGAAGAAGUACAAGUAUUAUAACUGCUUUCAGACACAUGUCAGGGCGCACAGAGAAUCAGAGAGCAUGGUUGGAGAUGGUCUACCCCAAACACCCAACAGUAGCUUCCGUUACUCCUGUGACAUCUGUGGGAAGAAGUAUAAAUACUAUAGCUGCUUCCAGGAGCACCGUGACCUGCAUGCAGUUGAUGAUCCAUAUGAACAGGUAGUGUUACCUGUGGAUGGCCUUAAAGAAGAGGAGCCAGUGGAACCGUAUCAGAAAAUUGGACCAAGAGAAAAAGCACUCACCCACCUCUACAGAGACGGCGGGUUCAGCAGACAGCAGCGCGUGUCCCUAAAAACACUAUUGGCAGUGUUUGCAGAAACUGGGAGCUAUGUUUGUGAGUUCUGUGGAAAGCAGUAUAAGUAUUUUAACCCGUACCAGGAACACGUUGCUCUUCACACACCAAUGGGUUCAUUUGAUUUGAAGACCUCGCGGGUACAGGAAUGUGGUAGCAUGGACAUGAGUAAAUUUGGCCACAGCCAAACUGGAAAGAUAAAAAACAGUCCAUUCAGGCGGAAACUGGAAAGUGCAAUUCAGUCUAGUCUGGUUGACACAAACAGUUCGCAGAACUCGAGUGGAACUCCAAGCCCUCUGGUGGCCAGUUCUUUCUCUACAGCACAGAAACCGUACACUUGUGGUGCCUGUGGCAUCCAGUUCCAGUUCUACAACAACCUGCUGGAGCACAUGCAGUCCCAUGCUGCUGAUAAUGAGAACCACACCAAAGGGGACUCUCCCAAAACCUCUUCAGUUUCGGGUCCUCAGGAGCAGCUGUGGAGAGGCUCUCAGGCUCAGGCCCAUUCCUCAGUUAAACUACAAAUCCAGCCUCAAAGUAUCUCCCAGAGAAACCAUGCUCUCACCCAGAAUAAUGGACUACCUGAGAAGGAGCGACAGCAGGUGGCUGAACGCCUAUUACGGGUAAUGUGUUCAGACCUGAGCAUGCUAAAUGUGCUUAACAGCAAGGACUUCCUGAAGUUGGCACAGACCCUAGUGGAUACGGGUGCUCGUCAUGGUGCCUACUCCACCCGUGAUGCUCUUGGCAACAUGAGUGCCUUGGCACUGCGCCAGCUGCCCCGCAUGUACAACCAAGUAAAAGUCAAGGUCACGUGUGCUCUAGGCUCCAAUGCUUCGCUUGGCAUCGCUGUCACCUGCCACUCCCAGACAUCUGGCCCAGAUGCUUGCUAUGUUCUUACAGCCUACCAGGUGGAGGGCUCAAGACUGAAACGUUAUGUGCUUGGUGUAAGGGAGGCUGAGCUGAGGGAAGGGCCCGAACAGGUUCACCACUGGGUGCAGAAUGUGCUUUCUGAGUUUGUGAUGUCAGACAUCCGCACUGUGUAUGUCUCUGAGCCCAGAGUGUGGGCAGCAGGAUUUGCAGGCUCACCACUGGGUGGUGGGGGUCGGGGGAGGAUAUGUUUACGCUGCGCAGGAUGCUCACUUGGUGCAGUUGUUCAGGCUGUUCUUGGGAAGCGCAGCCUCCAGGCUCGAGGGCUUCAUGAGCUGGCUGAGCUUCUCUCCACAUGCAGAGAUAUCACUUCCUCUACUACACUUGUUCUUCGUGAGGAACAGUGUACCAAUACAUCCACAAGCACAACCGAGGAAGGUACACAGGGCAAUCCUGCACAAUGCCCCACCCCUCCUUGCUGGGAUCGUAUGGCCGAAGCUCUUCUGCAGGUCCAUGCCCACUUUGAACAGAUUUGUGAGGCUUAUGGCCGCAGUAAGGCCACAGCCCCACUCCUCCAAGGUCUCAACAAGCAUCUGCUAGGCACCCUGGCUUGUCUGCUGGCACCUCUACGCCUGGCAGCUCUGGAGCUGAGCAGCCAGAGGAGACCAACUUUACAGCAGGUGCUGCCCGUCUACCUACGCCUGGAGAAGUUUUUCACAUCCAAAGCUGGAGAGGCUGGAACCGGCACAGCUAGCAAACUCUGCCACUAUUUCCUAGAGGCACUCAAGGAAAAUUUCAAGGUUGAACGAGCUCACCAGGUUGCUAUGGUCCUGGACCCACAGCUCAAGCUGCGUUCAGUGCCAGCCUACCAGCAUGAAGACAUCAUUUCUCGUGCAUGCGAAAUGGCUGCUGAAACCAGGGAUGGUGGUAUCACUGGCGGUGGAGGUUCAGGUGGCGACGAGAGGGACACCGAUGGCCCACCCACUCCUAAAAUAAGCCGAGUAGAGGGAAGUGGAAACAACGGUGGCCCCUCAAGGGGGUCCUCCUCAUCUUGCACAGUGUCUGGUAGUGAUGACAGUCAAAGCCAAGUUAGACAAGAGAUUUUUCAAUACCUGGCUGAGCCUCUUCUCCAAGGUGCACCUGAUCUCUUCCAGUACUGGAGCUCAACAGUGGGUGAGAAGUUCCCCAGGCUUGCUCGCCUGGCACUGUGGCUACUUGCAGUGCCUGCUGUGGGCAUACGUAGAGAGUGUGUGACUGUGUGUGAGCAGAGCCUGGCUAUGAAGAGGAAGCAGCAGGUAACUGCUGAGGAAAUGAACAAGCUAAUUUUCCUUCACUCUAACAUGGGCUAGAAGAAAACCUAACUAACCUAAUCAACCAAACCUUCACCUCCAACCAAUGACUCAAGACUAUUAUUUAUAUACUUUAGGUUUAGACUAACUGUAAACAUAAAUGUGUAUGGACAUUAAAUACUUCUCAAGACAAAUAUUUAAAGAUAAAGUCACAUUGUUAAGGUUACCAACACCCAUAAAAUAAUACGGCGUGUUACUUAUUUUGAAUGGAGUUGUUAAGUACUGUGGACAAAAUGUAGGGGUGGAACAGUAACUCUCAAAAGAUUGUCCUGUUUGGUACUCUGUCCUCGGUUUGGGAUGCACACAUAAGCAGGAUGAGUUUAGUCUUGUCACAGCCAGUGAUUUGAUUUACUCCAGCCUAAUAACUAAACUACUACAAGGCUAUAAUGCUGUUAUUCUCACUGGAUGACAACAUUUUCAGGUAAAGUUAGCAUUCGUUGCUUGAAGUUGCUGUCAUAGACCUCUGAAAAUUGACUGUCAAAGUUGACCAGGUCUUUACAGUAUGUAAAGUAAUAUUCAUUGGUGUAUGACACAAAUAAUCAAGCAGGGCAUCUUCACUGCCAUUGCACCUCUGACAAUUAGGUGUACUAGGUUUAUCAUUUACUAUCACUAAUCACAGAAAUGUUUAUUUUUCAGUAUAUUCAGCCAUGGGCAGUUAACUUAAUCAUUGCAGUUACUUUGAUGGUUGCAUCAGUGGGCUAAAGUGUAGCUGCAAAUGAUUUGCAUGCAGUGCAUGCAACUUUUUCAUUCAACAAGAUAAAAAGUAGCAGAUAAAAACAUGGAUAAAACAAGUAUGACACAUUUUUAUGUUACAAAUUGUAAAGGAAAGUCACCCAGCAUUUUGUUUUCUUUCUAGAAAUAACUUAAGAAGUAUGCUGCUAGAUAUAGAAGUCAAACUUAUUGACUUGCACAGAAGAGACGAAAUGAUACACUUCAGCUUCUGGUGGACUUUUCUUUACAAAUGAUUUUGCUACAUCUGCAAAGAGGAAACCGGCACAUUAGAAACCUGCUCGUGGUUAGUUUUUAUAGAGUUCAUUCAGCCUUACCGUAUUGUAACUGGUUUGCAUCAACAAGCAGCUAAAAAACACGUUACGUCAUUAAUCCUUUACAUUAUAUCGGUACAGACGCGUGUUGGAAGAAAAGAAAACAAAAAGCAAUGAUAGUAUUAUUUUUGACCCUUUUGACUUGCUUAAUGUUAGUUCUGGUAAUUUAGGAAUGAGUCAGCUCUGUAGCUGAUUAUAAUUCACACGAGUUGUUUUUACACUGAAGACAUUUUGCCUUUGCGUUUCCCGCAGAUGAAAAGCCGUCGCUUGUAAGGAAAGUUUUAAUUGAUGCUUGCAUAAAUCUUAGUUUGCGCUUAUAUGUAUUUUUUUUAAGCUCAAUUAGAAAAGACUUGUCAAUAGGGAAGUUAUAUUUAUGCUUUUUGCAUUUAUAAUUUCGUAUAUAAACGCUGUCUUCCUCAUGUGAGCUACACAUUUCCAUUUUCAAGGCAAUAAGCUUUAUCUCGGGCCAUAGUUUCCAACUUUCUCGGACUGUUCUCAUCACACUCCUACAGUUAAAUAUCAAGGAUCAACUAUUUCAAUUAUUUGUUUGUAAAAUCAAUGGGAUUUUCUCAGGAACGACCAUAUCCACGAAGGCACCGCCACUUUUCCUCACUGUACCGAAAAGAAACCAAACUGUGACCUCAAUGCCGAGGUAUGUACUGAACCGUGACUUUUGUGAAACGUUCCACCCCAAAUGCAGUUAGUGCCAUUCGCAACAAACGAGAGGAGAAACACUGAGGGUUUAUUUUUUACAGGACAAAACAAAUUCUGCUUGUGCAUUUACUAAAGUCAACGCAUGCAUAUGUCAAGUUAUUUAUUUUUUUAUGGAUCCUAGUAUACAUCUACUUGAGCUUUUACCUCCGAAAAUGACUUGGAUGAAUGGAAGCUAUGCUGUAAAUCUGGUUUGUUGCUUCUGGUACUAAUUAGUUGAGUACUAGUUUGUUAUCUCUGUUUUUGGGCCUUAAGUCUCUUUCAUGCAACCACCUUAAAUCCUCUAUUCAGAGCCGACAUCAUGCCUUUAUAUUACUGUUUAAUGGCCUUCUUUUGACCAUCCCUUAUAUGGCUUGUAGACAUUUUAUUUCCUUUUUUUUCUUUUACUCAUGUAGACUCAAAGGGAAACAAAGCGGCGUCCCAGUGCCCAAAUGACUCAUGGACAACCACUGUAUUUUAAAAGUGCUUGUUUUCAAAAGGUCAGCUUAACUGAGCAUGCAUGCUUUCAUCUUUUUAGUUCCCAAAAGGUCAGUAAUAAUCGUUACAGUAGCACAGUAUCCACAUGUAACGAUAAGUAUCCACUGUAUAAACAUGUACUGAAGUGACUCAGUGGUAGAUAUCAGUGCUCAUAUUGUGAUAUGAGAGUCUUUUGGAAAAUUGAUGUUUGAUUUUAUUUUAUUUUGGGGCCUCAGGCUACAUCACCUGCCCCUUAUUUAAACACUAAGACACCCUAAAAAAAAAAGUUUUUUUUCUUUUUCUUUUCUUUUUUUUUGCCCAGCUUUAAGCCCUUGGGCACCUUCAGGUACAGACAUAUUACAUUUGUUCCCUCUCAGUAUUUUCUAUCUUGUUCAUUUCAGCUGCUGCUUGUAUACAACAGGUUCAUUCAAACAUUCAUUUCCGGUUUCAGUGUCACUUUUGACCUUGCAGUGGUUCAUUGCUCGGCCAAUAAAAACACUGACGCACUGUACUUGGAAAUGAUGUCACUACUCUGAUACUUCUGCAUAUCACGUUUAUUGAUGGAAAGGCUGCCACGUCGUCCUCGUAGCGAUAAUUACUAAUCAUCCACUUGUGAAUCUAAAGAUCACAUCCUUUUUUUCAAGGCCUGGUGAAGGGACAGUUUGAUUAAACGUAAGGUUAACGUGACUGUAACCUUUAGUUUGUGAAGAAUAAUACUGGGAAGAAGACAUGCAAGAAAUGAGAGGGAACUAUCAGAUUAUGGUUUGACAUCUGAUUCUUUUUAUUAUGUAAUAACAUUUGUCAUCUUUGUUUUAGUGGCAUUAAAAGUAUAAAACACUUAUGUCAAUUAAAGGUCAAAGGCUCUGCAUUACAAACUGUUCAUAACUACACACAAUGUUUUUUAAUAGACUGUAGCCCUCCUUACCUCCAAGCUUUGAUUUUAGUAUUUCAUAAAUGCUUUUUUCCCCAUAGUGGUUUUCUUAAUAUAUCUAAUGUGUUUUUUUUAAUAUAUAUUUAUAUAUUUUGGUAAAAAAAAAAAAAAAAAGAAGAAGAAGAAGAGGAAAAAUUGCUGUAAAUUGUAUUUAAUUUUUUAAUUACCAAUCCAAUGUUUUACCUCAGUACUCAGAAGGUAGUGUUGUAAUUUAAAGAUUGGAAAUCAGAUGUUCAUACAAAAUUUAGGCUCCUCAAAGAUAUAGUCAAAAUACUGUACAUUGGUUUGUGGUUUCAAGUUAUCCUCAACUGAACUGAUGAAGGGAUUUUUUCUUAGAGUUUUUAAAUAAGUAUUUUCAAUAGGAUAUGCUCUGGGACAAAAUGCCAUUGUUGACGUAAUGAUGUCAACUUAAUUUUAUGUAGAAAUAGCAUUCUUUUGUUGAUUUAAACGAGUAUAUCUAAGAUAUGCAUGCUUUUAAUAAGAGUUCUGAUAUAUAACGUUAUAAGCCAGUGUCUCUCAUCAGAUGGAAAUGAAUCAUACUGGGUCUCAGUUGAUGUUUAAGACACUCAUUAGGAGUUGGAUAAGCAACCCCGGACUGAAUUUUAACCUUUCAAGGUGGGAGUAGCUGUGCUGAUCAUGGAUUGGUGUUUAUGGGUUGACAUCAUCCAUUUUCAGAGGAUGUAUUAUGUAAAUACAAGAGAACUGCUGUUUUUAUGCCACAAGGGGGCACCUUCAUUUCAGAGAUAAAAGUAGGGAGCACCAAUAACAUUAUACCUCUUUUUCUACAGUAGCAUUUCAGAAGGUUUUGAUAUAAUAGAAAACUCAACUUAGAUACUGUUACUAGAAAACUGAAAUCAGCUGUAAGUUUUAUUUUGUUUCAGGAUUUUAACUUAUUCAGAUUUAAAAAAAAAAAAAAAAAAAAGUUCAGUUGUAAAAUGUGGUAUAAGAAUGCUAACAUGGAGCUCUGUUCUGUUUUAACUAUGGAUUAUAGUCUGCAUUAUCAAUUCAGGUUAAGAAACUAGUGUUGCUUUCAUCCUAUUUUACAGGUAUUUCUUCCUUUUUAUACUCUGCUAAAACGCAAAAAAUAUGUUUUUGAUUCUAUUCAUUUUGUCUUUUUAUCGCACUUUGGCAGCAUAUUCCUGUGUAGAUUCAGAUCUGAGUUGUCUUAUUAGUAAACCUAAUUUAUACUUUUGUAGCAACACUAUUUUUAUAUAAUGGCAAAGAAAGGGUUCGGUGUCUUUUUUUUUUUUGUUUGUUUUUGUUUUUUUCUUGUGUCAUAUGACAGCGCUGUUCAAUGUUUCUUGAAUACAUUACCCACUGUAGUACGUUAUGUGUGAAUAAACUCCAAAUCUGUGUCAAA